CAGAGACACACAGAGCCCCCAGGAGAGGAGACCCCAAACCCUAGAGAGCAACACCAUGGCGGCCCCAGCUAUCGAGUCCGUGCAAUGCUUCGGUCGGAAGAAGACGGCGGUGGCAGUGACCUACUGCAAGCGCGGACGCGGCCUGAUCAAGAUCAACGGCUGCCCAAUCGAGCUCGUCGAGCCUGAGAUCCUCCGAUUCAAGGCCUACGAGCCGAUCCUGCUGCUCGGACGACAGCGCUUCGCCGGCGUCGACAUGAGGAUCCGAGUCAAAGGCGGAGGCCACACCUCCCAGAUCUACGCCAUCCGUCAGAGCAUCGCCAAGGCCCUCGUGGCGUUUUACCAGAAGUACGUUGACGAGCAGAGCAAGAAGGAGAUCAAGGACAUCCUGGUCAGGUACGACAGGACUCUCCUCGUCGCUGAUCCCCGGCGCUGCGAACCCAAGAAGUUCGGUGGUCGCGGUGCCAGAGCCAGGUUCCAGAAGUCCUACCGUUGAGAGUAUUGCCCCUUUUUCAAUUUAUGUUAUUUCUAUCGCUUUCGUAUCGAAAUUGAUCUCAAUCGGUGUUUUGUUUUAAUUCCUAGUUUUAAUAUUUGCUAUGGAUUUUGAAAGUGCUCUGGAUGUUUAUGCUUAGUUAUAAUUUGGUGAUAUUUUGAAGAAUGAUUGAAUGUUUCCGGGUUUGA
Pyrus x bretschneideri (Chinese white pear) is the source of this 678-nucleotide messenger RNA. RefSeq names its product 40S ribosomal protein S16. The record is from RefSeq and is a predicted model, not a curated record. Gene Ontology annotation, cellular component: ribosome; cytosolic small ribosomal subunit. The transcript has a single exon. Bases 56 to 493 code for a protein of 145 amino acids. Gene Ontology annotation, biological process: maturation of SSU-rRNA from tricistronic rRNA transcript (SSU-rRNA, 5.8S rRNA, LSU-rRNA); translation. Gene Ontology annotation, molecular function: RNA binding; structural constituent of ribosome. NCBI's taxonomy places the organism in Eukaryota, Viridiplantae, Streptophyta, Magnoliopsida, Rosales, Rosaceae.